This is a messenger RNA of Ectocarpus sp. CCAP 1310/34, 8942 nucleotides long. The record is from the annotation of a GenBank genome assembly. NCBI's taxonomy places the organism in Eukaryota, Phaeophyceae, Ectocarpales, Ectocarpaceae.
AUGGGGGUGAUGGCGGCGCCUUGCGCGGCGGCGGGGGGGCUGGGGGCGGAGGAGGUGACGGUUACGCCGGAAAGCGACGGGGAGGAGCUCUUGAGCCUCUUCGAUUGCGAGGGCGGGGAGUUCAACGUGUCCUGGUCGGGCGAGGUUGCCGUUCCAGGGACGAUUUACAUCGGCCGCGGGACGACGGUGCGCAUCUUCGGCGAGCCCGGCAACAGCAGCAGCGGUAGCAACGCCACCACGCCCAGUAGCGGGAGCAGCAGUGCCACCGCCGGCGACUCGAGUGCUGCUGCUGGAAGCAGUGGCAGUUCUAGCACCACCACCAGCACCACCGGCAGCAGUAGCAGCAGUAGCUUAAGCAGCAGCGUCGAGAGAGACCAGGCGUGGGUGGAAGCGCUGUCGAAUAGGCUGCCCCCGCUGCCGAACGGCCUCACCUCCGUCGCGAUGGGAACCUUCGCGGCGGCCUCGACAACGACUACUAGCAGCACCAGCGGCACGUCCUCGAGCGGCAACUCUUCCUCCUCCUUCCCCUCCAGUACGCAAGAGGGUGAAGAGGCCGAAACAACGACACCGACGGGACCGCUCUUUUUCGUCGAUGGCGGACAGCUCUUCCUCGACAGCCUAGCGGUCCGCGGGGGCUACACGUCCAACUCCACGGGCUCGUUCACCUACACCGCCAGCACGGACGCCGCCGACGACGCUGCCAACAGCACAAACACCUCCGGCGUCAAUGAAACCGCCAUUGCCACCGUGGUGAUCAGCGGAGGAGGCGUUCAUGCCAUCGACUCCAACGUGACCGUCACCGGGUGCGAGUUUGAGGCGAACUACGCCGACUUCUGGGGCGGCGGGAUCUUCGCGAACGGUUCGACCUUGGUCGUGCGCGGGUCCGUGUUCCGCCGCUGCGAGGCCGGGGAGGUGCCUUUGCCGGGGGACGAGGACGUCGACGGGGCCGGCGGCGCGAUCGGGGCGGAGUUCACGGACGUGCUUGUCGACGGCUGCCUGUUCGAGAAGUGCUUCGCCAGCAAGAAGGGGGGAGGCAUGCACCAGGGGAUAGGCCAGAUAUCGGUGCUGGACUCGGUCUUCUACAACAACACGGCUGGGAGCGCCAACAGCGAAGACGAUGACGAGAUCGGGGAGGGCGGUGCCAUCUCCUUCACCGUGUGCAACACUUCUUUCGACGGCUUGGCGGCCUGCGGGGCCAAUGACACCGUAUUCUUCGAGAACGACGUAGGCCGCAAGCGCCGUCUGUUGUGUUCGAUGGAAAUGUCGACGUGCAUGGGGGACGCGAGGGCCCACCUCGACAACGCCGGCGUGGUGAACCUCGGCGAGUUCGCCACACUCUUUGUGGAGGGAGACGGCAACGUUUUCGCGGGAAACGAGUGCGGCCAGAACGGUGCGGUGCUCGGAGCCACCACCAACACGACCAUCGUCAUCGAGGGGGGAACCUUCUUCGGCAACGAGGCUGCGGAUGGUGGCGGCGUGAUCUGGACCAGGGGCGACGUGACCAUCCUCGGGGGAAAAUUUUCGGGAAACGAUGGGGCGGAAUCGGGAGGAGUAGUGUUUGCUUCGGAGGAAAGCAAGAUCGUUAUUGCAGGUGGUCUCUUCCAGGGUAACGAGGCGUUGGACGGAGGCGUGGUGUUCGUGGGCGAGGGGGCGGCGGUGGAAGUGGAAGGAGGCGUUUUCGACUCUAACCUUGCUGGCAGUCUGAUAGACAGACGGGCAUGGAAAGAAGGGGGGCUUUACGGGUCUCGAAACAACAACGAGCCCCCAUCCAUUAUGACAACCAAGACCCGGUACACACCAACAUCAAUCGCACAGAUCACGCAAGGAACCUUCACGAACAACGAGGCCGACUUCGGGGGUUUUCUGUAUAAGGAGGGGUCGGGGAACGCCUACUGCACGGGUGCGAGCGUCGUGGGGCACCGCGGCGUGGACGGGGGUGCCGUGUAUGCCGUCGAGGGCGCCAAGCUGGAAUGGGGGUGCCACCUGGUGAACAACUCUGCGCUUGCGGGGCCUGCCAUCUACGCUCGGGACAAUGCGGAGGUGGUCCUUCGCGGGGCAGAGCUUAACGACAACGUCGUGGCUCGCGGGAGCGUCGUCUUCGUCGUUUCCAGCAACCUCACCACAUACCAGACCGUUUUCACGGACACCGGGGGGUCUGCUGACCUGUCUGCGGUCCAAGCGGACGAGGACUCUAGCUACAAGGCUGAGGACACCUCGUUCGUUGGCUUCGCCGGAGAGGCGGUGGUCUUCUGCGAAGGGAUUCUGUAUCUAGACGAUUGCGACUUCAGCGGCAGCACCGCCUCGGUGCUGGUCCAGUCGGAAGAAAAUUUCACCACUGUGCGGAACGCCGUCCUGGGGGACAACAACUAUUUCGACGUGGCGAAGGCGGCUUCGACGGCCAACGAGAUCCCUACGGCCGAACCGCUGAUGAACGUAGAUGUCACUUGCGACGGAUGGAUGCGGUUCUCGUCGACCCCUCCCUGCAGCGAGGGGUCCCCGUGUAUCGACGGCGACCUCGGGGUGUACUGUCAGUGCUACACGCGGGAGUCUUCCAUAGCAGAGGGUUCCCCCGCCGAGACGUGCGUCACGGGAGACCCGGGGCUGCUUAACCUCACGGUGCUGUCGGAACCCGCUGACGCCGUCUUCCCUACCAAGCUCGACGGGGAACUCCUCCUCACCCUUAAUGACGAUGAAACCGCCACCACUACCAGCAGUGCAGGGGGCUCCGGGGUAGUCGUGUCGGGGGUGGGGGGGACCGAAGGCGGCGUGAUUUGGAACGUUUCGGCGUUGCUGUUGUCUUCGGAGGAAGGGUUAAUGGAUUGGACGGUGUUUCCGUCGACCGGUCUGCUGCUCCCGGGGCGGAGAUUGGAUUGCUCCGAGCUCGUGCACAUCAAGAGCUGUACGGAACCCUAUCCCUUCCUUCCGUACCCCCUGCGCGACAGCAUCACACUCCACGUGGUGACCCUCCCCAGCGAAGAGUUCAACGGAGAGACCACAGUGAGCUUCCAGGCGGACGGGAUGCCUCCUCCCGCUUCUCCUGUCGCCGAGACCGCCGCUGCUGGCGUCGUCCAGACCACUUCGUUAGCGGAUGUUGGGGAGAGGGAGACAGCCACUGCUUCCUUCGACGUGUCCUUCGUCCGCUGCGAAAGCGGGACAUACUGGAACAACUCGUGCGAUGCGAAAGAGUCCGCUUGCUGCGAGCUGUGCACGGAUGUCGGUGGAGACGAAGACGGGGUUAACUGCGAUGAAAAUGGCGCGACGACCCGAACUCUCCCCGUCCAACCGGGGUACUGGCGAGCUUCGCUGGAUUCCGUCUACAUCCGCCAAUGCUUCAACGAGGACGCCUGCCAAGGAGGAAGCAUCGUCGCCAGUGAGCAGGAGUACUGCAACGCCGGCUACGAGGGGCCCCAGUGCGCCGUGUGUGCCCCGGGGUACGGCAGGGGGGUGGCAAACGCGUGCCACCUGUGUACGGCUAGCUUCAAGGGAGGCAUGUACUUCGUACUUGCUGUCGCAGCGCUGCUGACGCUCUUCGUGGCCGCACUGCUAGCGGUGUACCUGGUGGGAGGUAGGGGCGCGGUGUCAACCACCAUGACCAACACCCGGGAAUCGGUCAGGAUGCUACAGAGGCGCGGCUCCGGCCUGCUCCGUUCGGAGGGGACGAACCGUCGCUUCAACUUCAGCGCCAGCGGGGACGGGAGCAGCGGGGAGCACCCCUCUAAGAGCGGUGGCGCUCUCAAGAGCGUUGGCGAGGAGAGCGAUGGCGGUGAAAGUGGCGGAAGCGGCCGGUUCUUGGGGGCAUGGGGUCGCCGGAAGAGCACCAGAAUCGGGGCCCCUCCUCCCGGCUCUACUACCACCCCCUCUGCUGCGGCUUCAGGCCCAUCGAGCUCCGUCAACGACAGUAAGGGCGCCGGGAGCAAGUCGGACUCUGCAGGCACCGUGGUAGCCGGCUUCGCUCCUCUUGCUCGUAGCCGUGCCGCCGCCGCCGUGGGGGGCACUGCAGCCGGCGGCAUCCUUGUACCCCCCACCAUGCGGCGGGCCGACAACGAAGAGGAGGCAGACGUGAGCAACAACACGGUGGGGAGCAGCAGCAGCGGCCGCGACCUACAACCCUCUGCUGCGCCGGCCGCGCGGGGCCCUGGCGGUGGCGGGAAGGGGCCACGCGGACGGCAGCAGCAAGGAGGGGGUGGCGGCGACAGGAAGAAGACGGCCGCUGCUAGGAUCGGGGAGAUGCUGGCGCGUCUGCCCCUGUCCAAGCUCAAGAUCGUCAUAGUCGUGUGGCAGAUAUCGAACGCGUUUGCGGAGAUCACGAAGGUGCCGUUCCCCCCCGUAUACGAGAAAUUCCUGUCCAUCAUCGGGAUAUUUUCGUUCGACCUUGGCUGGAUGAUAUCGGCGGCGUGCCUAACAGCGGGCGUCGACUUCUACGACAAGCUUCUGAUCGUCACCAUAGGGCCCGUAGGCCUCCUCCUCCUGCUCGGCUUCACGUUUUACCUCGGGGCCCGGCCCGUCCGCAAGGGGAGGAUAGUCGACAUGAGCUCCCGGAGCACCGCCAGCGACAGCGUCAGCUCCGCCACCGUCGCCACGCUCGAAGCCUACGACAGUGGCAGCAGCAGAAGCGUGAGACCUCAAGCAGCAGCGGCAGCAGCAGCAGCAGCAGCGGGCGAUUCUGCGCGUGGGACCGCGUCCACUACCGCCUCCGCUAGACGGGGGAAGGGGGCUUCACGUACGGCGAUGGCGGCGGCGGCGGCGGCGGAGAGGGCACGGCAGGGGAGGGCGAGGCCGUCCGCUAGGAGGGUCUGGAGGAACGGUCCCGGUGACGAGUCAGACAUUGAGCAGAACCACCUGUGGGAGCUGUUCGCCAGGCACACCACCAUGAUGCUCAUCAUCCUGUACCUUGUGUACUCACAGGUUUCCACCGUGGUGUUCCAAGCGUUUGCUUGCGAAGACUUCCCCGAGAUCGGCAAGAGCUUCCUUCGGGCGGACUUCCGGAUAGAGUGCGACACGCCCAAGCACGACAACUACAAGAUUUACGCCGCCGUCAUGAUCUGCAUCUAUCCUCUCGGUAUUCCAGCAGCCUUCUGGUACUUCCUCAGGAGGCAGAGGUCGCGCAUCAAUCCGCCCACAGACAAGGGGCUGAAGGACCAACGAGGGCGCAAGCAUGUUGUGGAGGAGAAGAUGAAUCAGAGGAGGACGGACCGAGCAAUUGCGCCGACUUCUUUCCUGUGGAACGCCUACUACCCGAACCGAUACUACUACGAGGUAUUCGAGUGCAUGCGGCGUCUACUGCUUACUGGGCUGCUGGUAUUCGUCGUGCCCGACACGCCGGGACAGGUGGCUUUCGGUUGCGUCUUCGCUUUCCUUAGCCUGUUGGCGUUUGAGCUGCUUCGGCCCCACACGGACCACCUAGACAUGCAGCUCUACCGUACGGGAUGCCUGGUGAUCUUCUUCACCAAUUUCCUGGCCCUAAUGAUCAAGGCCAACGUAGCCAACCCGGACUCUAGGGGCUCGGCGGUGUACUCGGUCGUGCUGAUCAUCGUCAACGUGCUCUUCUUCCUGUCCAUCUUCUGGAAUACCUGGGCCGCAGCUAAGGCCUCCUUCAGCAGACGCCACGACAUGAUGCUGGGAGUCGACAUCGUCAACGAGAAACAGCUGGACAAGAUCAUCGGCCCCAAGAAGGCCAAGGCCAAGAAGACCAAGCAGCAGAAGCUCGACGAUGCCCUCGGUCCCGACGAUGGCGCCGGCAUCGAUAAGGCCGUCGAAGACGGGAAGCUGGAAGACCUUGAGGCUGCCCCAAUCUGGGAAGCGGACCCGGACGACCCUCCCGACUCGCCCGUCGACAUCAGCAGCAGGGUUUUUGCCCGGGACCCCGUUGGGCACUCGGUUGCGAGCACGGUGGCGAUACCCUCCAAUUUCAGGGGGGCUCCGUCUAUCAACGCGUCUCCCAGCGGUGCCGGCGGCCCCGGCGUCGCUGGCAGACGUUCCGUAAACUCUGUCGAUUCUGUUUCUGUUUCUGCUUCUGCUGCUCCUGCCCGUAGGGGGGGUGGGUCGUACCCGGUAGCGUGGGGCGGCGGAGGGGCCCCCGCGACCGGCGGUGGGGGGGUAACAAGAAACGCCGGGGACCCCGAUGCGGGGUCGUCGCCGUCGGUGGAAGCGACGGAGUGAGAAAAUGAAGGGUACCAGCAACGGACAUGGUUGGGCCGGGCGGUGGGUGGUUGCUUCGCCGUUAGUGCGAUGUUGACGUCGCUCGUUGUUUUCGGCAGCGGCCUUGAGGAGAAAUGUCCCUACCCCUAUGGGUCACGGCAAAAGAUGAUCAAUGUGUAUCGGAGGCAAGAGUUUUGUGCAAUGUUUUCUCUUUGUCGUGAGAAUAUCGUUGUUUCGACCUCUGCUUGCCGUAUGUACCAACAAACGCACGGCCUGAGGAGGAUAAAAGCGGGAGGGAGGCUGGUGAGCUUUUAAACCACAACAACAGCCCACCAGGCGGACCAGCCAAGUGAUUCCGGGUGCAAAAUAUUUUGUUUCCUGUGAAAUGGGUCCAGUCAUUGCUAAGCCCCUUUUCAUUCAUGCAUUGACACAUGGGUGGUCGUGCUGGGCAUGAUUUCUCGACUGUUUCUUUCUCAGCGGAUGCCGGCCUGUGUAACACUUGAUUCCGGCGCGGAAUCUUGGUUGUGUUUCAUUUAUUCGCGGAUGACAGCCACUGUGUUGCCAAUUGACAGAAGCACACGCCUUCCGAUAACCAGGCCUUGCCGCUUCUGUUGGCGACUAUUGUUUGCGGGAGGACAUGGGGGUCUACGGUUGCCUGCGCAGCUCUGUGAAGAUGGUUGAUAGGAGCAUCCACUCAAGAUUUGGCCAGCUGUCGACAUUUGGACAUGACGUGCAUGUGGUAGACGAAAACCCCAGCCUUUUUUUCAUGUAUUUUUCUUUAUGCUAAGGCCCAUCAUCACUUGUUAUUGUUAUGGCUGGUCCUUCUGCGGCCCCUCUUUGGGGCAUACUGUAGAGUGAAUGCCUUCCGGUGGGUGGUGCUUUCUUGGCUCUGUUGGCGCCCUGGUCGAUUUGCUCUAAUCAUCUCCGGGUGUUUUGUCCUUGUUUUUCGUGUGUUUUUGGUUCAUUUUUUACAUGCAAACGAUGAUACAAAAUCUAUCUCCGUUCAAGCGUUCAUAUCUUGGUCCUCUCGAGCCAAUUUUGUUUCGGGCAUGAUGGCUUCAGGUCUUCAGGUACAAGGGCAUGUGUUUGCGCAACAAACGUUGCAUGCAGAAUGUUUUUUGUUAAUGGCGUUUUUUUUCGUCUUUCGAUGCAUGAGGGUACAGUCUACCAGCAGGAUACUCGUGCAUGUUUACAUGUAAAAGCGCUGGUGGCGCUCGAUUACUUUGUUUAGUUCGGCCAACUUUUUUUUUUUGUUUCGCCUUGUCCCGGUAUUAUAAAGCAGUGCUGUGACUAACCGGUGAUUUUGCUCAACCGCUGGUUAAUUGCGCACUCGUACAUGGUUGCAUGUGAAGGCGCUGGCGGCGCUCGAUAUCGUUGUUUAGUUCGGGCUACUUCGUGAUUUCGUCUUGCGUAGCUCCUGUCUGUCCCGGUAUUGCAAAGGGGUGCGGCGAUAAUGCGGUGCUUUUGCGCAACCGCUGGUUAAUUCGGCACCCAUAUAUGUUAAUGUUUGCACGUGAAAGCCCCUGGGGCGCUCGGUUUCGUAUCAAUCAGCGGCUCUUGGUUGUUGCUUUCUUGUCUAUCCGGCGAGUAUUCAUUCACGUGGUCUUCUGCUGCGGGUAUUUUUAAGCGGUGCGGUCAUUGAGGGGAGAGUGUGCGCAAAGGUCGCUGGUUGAUGGCUCCUGAUCGGUAGCCUCACGCGACGAUGCCUCACGAGGACGCGCCUGUAAUGUGGUAGAGGGGAUGAUGAUGGUAUGGAAGGCAUUUACUCUCUUCUCCAGGUUGACUUUGAGGGCGGGGGUUGGUAACGUGACGAUUGAUUGGGCGUUUUGAUAGCUCCCCCGUUAACUGACCAUGAUCGAUCGCUCUCACGAUACGGGGGCUCCUGUACCAGGGAUGAGAUGUAUUGUUAACAUUUGGCACGUGAGGCAGCCGGUAUAUUCACAGUGAUUGCAUGUUGAUGUUUCAUGUAGUAGUUAGUUGAAAGGCUGGGAUCGAGAAAUGGGCUAGAGCGUUUCCCCUUUCCAGCAGGUUAUGCCCGCGAACAUUCGGUAGUAUCCGAUGGUGACGCAAGCACCAGUACAGGUACCAAGUUUACAAGUUUGUUCAGGCAAUAUAUCUACAUGUUGUGCGGGUAUGUGUCAUCCCCAUAAUUGCGUUUUUUAUUCACCUGCAGAGCCACUUGUAAGAAGAAGAGCCGGCUGGUCUGGCAUGGCUUUGCGGUGUACGGUUGGUUGCGUGAUGCAACAUUCAUGACACGCGUACGUGCCUUUUGCACGGCAGCCAAGCGCAAAAUAGCUUGAUCGUGCCCCUUGUACGGACGCACAGCUUGGAGGGAAAGGAUGAAUUUUGGUGGUUGACUUCUUCUAAGGAGAGGUGGGUUGUUGGUUAAUAACCUUGAUCGGUCUAUCUGGCAACAGGUCAUGAGCGUCGCGGGAAAUUCGUCGUUAGUCUAUUGAACGAGCAUCAGGAGGAAAUUGGGAGAGGGGUGGCCUUCGGCAAAAUCUCGUACUUUUGGGAGCCUUGGUCGACAUGAUAACCUUGUAAUUGCAAGCAUAUGGAUAGAUACAUGAAGCGCAUGUAGGGCGGUUUCGGGUGGUUGAUAAUUGACCGUCCGGAAAGCUCACGUAUUCAAAUUGUGUCUGUUUCAGCUUUCCGUUGAUCGCGUUCACUUUCGCGUAGUAAGUUUUCUGGCCCUUCGAUAUAACACGGUGGGCGAAAGAGGAAGAAAUAGCGGCGGAUCUAACGCGUGCCCCCUGUAAUACCAUCCCCUUGUGAGCUCUAUUUUUGACGAGUAUUUGAUUAGC